GACAUCGCCAAACCUCGCCCAGAUUCAGGCGUGUAAACCAGCCGGAGCGGCGCGGCAGCGGCAGGACCGCCGUGGCGCCUAGAGUAGCGACCCGGGGGGAGCGCGGGGCGACGCUGGCUGCAGGGACCCGGUGACAGCGUGAGAGGUUCGCAGAGUACUAGGUUUUGACAAGCUUGCAUCAUGCGUGAGUAUAAGCUAGUCGUUCUUGGCUCAGGAGGCGUUGGAAAGUCUGCUUUGACUGUACAAUUUGUUCAAGGAAUUUUUGUAGAAAAAUACGAUCCUACGAUAGAAGAUUCUUAUAGAAAGCAAGUUGAAGUAGAUGCACAACAGUGUAUGCUUGAAAUCUUGGAUACUGCAGGAACGGAGCAAUUUACAGCAAUGAGGGAUUUAUACAUGAAAAAUGGACAAGGAUUUGCAUUAGUUUAUUCCAUCACAGCACAGUCCACAUUUAACGAUUUACAAGACCUGAGAGAACAGAUUCUUCGAGUUAAAGACACUGAUGAUGUUCCAAUGAUUCUUGUUGGUAAUAAGUGUGACUUGGAAGAUGAAAGAGUUGUAGGGAAGGAACAAGGUCAAAAUCUAGCAAGACAAUGGAACAACUGUGCAUUCUUAGAAUCUUCUGCAAAAUCAAAAAUAAAUGUUAAUGAGAUCUUUUAUGACCUAGUGCGGCAAAUUAACAGAAAAACUCCAGUGCCUGGGAAGGCUCGCAAAAAGUCAUCAUGUCAGCUGCUUUAAUAUACUAAAUGCAUUGUAGCUCUGAGCCAGGUCUGAAGAACUGUUGCCCAAUUCAACAGUGCCAGCAUUCCAACUUUGUUAAACCUACCAACAUCUUAAAUGGACUUUCCUGUGGUGGUACCCUUUAAGAGGCGGAUGAAAGCUACUAUAUCAGUUUGCACAUUCUAAUCACUUUCCAGUAUCACAAGAGAGAUUUUUACUUAUAUAAUAGUCCUAGAGUUUGCAGCUGGUAAAACCAGAGGCUACAUCCAGUAUUACUGCUAAGAGACAUUCUUCAUCCACCAAUGUUGUACAUGUAUGAAAAUGGUGUACUGUAUACUUUAACAUGCCCCAUACUUUGUAUUGGAGAGUACAAUAAUGUAAAUCCUAAAAGCACCACUAUUUUAGCAUAAUAAAAGAAAGUCCAAAGAGCUCCUAUAUAGACUACUCCAGAUAACUUCGCUUCUUUGAUACUUGUAGCUUAUUGUAAUUUUUUUUAAGAAAUUCAAGGUCAUUAUUAUUGUACAAAAUAAGCGCUUUGAUUAACACAGCUAUAUAGUUUUUUUAAUUUUUAAAAAACCUGUGGAGACGGUGAUCUUGUCUUUAAAACAUGAUAGUCCUUUCAGUAUAAUGUCUUAGAUUAAAGACGUUGCCUUUAAUAUCUGUUGGGAAGGAAAUGUCCAGACUUUUCAAAUCUCUUAUUAUAUGUUUCCUUUUUUUGUUUACAUAGGGAACAAUGUUUAUAGUCGUGUGUACAGUGGGGGUCUACAACAAGAAGUGUAUAUUUUCAAACAAUUUUUUAAUGAUUUAACAAUUUUUGUAAAUCAUUUUCAGGCUUCUGCAGCUGUAGAUUCUCACUGUGAAUCCCUUGCUUGCUCAUGCAUAAGUGUAUUUGCAAUACCAAAUAUACAGGUUUAGUAUUUUUGCCUGUUAGUGAUUGUUUCACAUGUGUAACGUUUUGGUUGAGAUGUUAAAUGGUGGACGAGUACUGUGGAUGUGAAUGUGGGAAGUAAUUUUAAUCAUAUGUAAUUGGUCACAAGGCCUAAUUUGCAGUAACUAUUGCUGUUUUAUUUAACAAUGCCUUGUUGCUUUGUAUGCAUUAAUGUUUGGAUGUAAAGAUUGUGUGUCUAUCCAACAGGGAGCCACAGUAUUUAAAUUGACCAACCUAAUGUUACAACUACUUUGAGGUGGCCAAAUGUAAACUAAAAGCCUUAAUUAAAGUGGUGCAAUUUUGUAUAACUUAGCAUCAGUAGUUCAAUAAAUUUGGAUUGCCAUGCAAGGGCUUGCAUUAUAAUUACUUGCCACUUGAAUGUGUUUUGUGUAAUGUUUUAACAGUGCUAGUAAAUAAAUACGGGUUUACCCUGGUUUUAAUUGUAAUAGGUGCAUUUUACACAGCAUGGUUUCAUAAUUUAACAUCUGGGCAAGCCAGACUCAUUAAUUACAGGAAUAAGGAAGUAGCGAGUUUUCUGGUAUUGUUUGAAUAUCCACAUAACCACCUUUUGAACUUUUCCUUGAGAAAUAAUUUUGUAAAUCAAGCAGUAUUACUUACGAAUAAAUGCCUUUGGGUAAUGUUCAGUAGCUAUUUGAUGAGGUAGGUAAAAGAGGAACGAUUUAACAUACUUUCAUGGAUGUUACACUAUGGAUUUUUUAAAAUACAGGAUUGAAGUUAGAAUAUUGUGGUUAUAAAAAUCUUUGAGUGAUGUGGAUUAAGCACUUAGAGAAUCGAUAUUUUUCUUAAAUAUGCUAUAAUUGAAUUCUGUAAGAACUGAAUUCUUAUAGAAUUAUUUUAAAACUUUUUAAAAAUUGUAAAGCUCUUAAAAAACUUUUUGAAAGUAUUUGCCAGCUACUGGAGCAAUUAAUCAGUGAUAAUAUCUAAUAGAGGGGUAUCUGCUAAUCCCCUAAAUACACGCUGUUUGAAUGAUACAUUUUUAAAGGCUUUCAUGUUAAGAAAAAGUCUGAUUCUUUACAAAAGGGACUUGUUUUGGCAGAACUGGUUUUAUUUAUAAUCAUUUGGGAAAAAAAUUAAGCCCAAAAAACUGGGACUGUGAAACACUAAAAUUACUUCAAUUUACUAUGUCCUGUUACAUCCAUUGAUACCGCCAUUAUUCAAUAAUUACUUUUAAUAAAUGUUUGCUGCCUACCAGCUAUGUACCAGGCCCAGUUCUAGGCUCAAACAGCUAAAUAUUCAUUCAUUGGACAAAUUAAGUACUUAAGUAUAAAAAUUGUUCUAGGCCUAAGGAUGUAGCAGCAACCAAGAUCAACUAUAAAAUGCUGCCCUCCUAGAAUUUAUAUUCUAUUGAAGAGUUUCUCAGCCUCAGCACUAUUGAUGUUUUAUGUUUGAUAAUGUAUUCUGGCGACUCUCCUGUGCAUUAUAGGAAUUUUAAUAUCUGCCCACUAGAUGCCAGUCACACCACCCCAGCCCCCAAGUUGUGGCAACCAAAAAUGUUUCCAGACAUUGCCAGAUGUUCCCCAGUUGGAUUGUUGGGGGACAAGGGAGGUGAACUUGGAGGGCAAAAUCACCCUGGUGAAGAACUACUGCUCUGGUGGGAAACAACACAUUAGUUACAGAUGAGUGUUAGGGUUACAAGAUGGAUGGUUUACUAUAUAGUGAAUAAGAAUAUAAAGUUUGGAGCCAGACUUCCUGGGUUUUUAAUCCCAGCUCUUCCAGUUCCUACUAUAUGCCUUUGGUUGGGUGCCUUGGUUUCCUCAUCUGUAAAAUGAGAAUGAUAAUACCUACUUCAUAGGAGAGUGAAAUGAAUGCCAGUGCUAUCCUCUAGGUCUAUAUAUAUAUAUAUAUAUAUAUAUUAUAUAUAGUACAUAUAUAGAGAGAGUAUAUAUAUAUAUGUAGUACAGUGGAGGUCUAUAUAAUACUAUAUAUAUAAUUUAUUUUUUUCAAUGCUGAUAGGAAUAAGGCUGUGGUUUGGCAAAAAGCACCAUUUUCUCCUAUACAAAAUAGUAACUGCAGUUUGGGAGCACAACUCAUGUAGAUUGACUUUUCUGGUGCUUAAUGGGAAAAUACUAAAAUAAUUGAGUCAGAAAAGGCAUGAAUUCCUUUUCACGUCCCCAAGGAUACUUGAAGAAACUUGAGUUUUAGGAGAAAAUCAGAGUGGUCUUUCACUUACAUUUUUCUAAAAAGUGUAAAAACCCUGUAUUGACUUUCUUGUUGAUUCAGUUGUUUCUUAAACGUAAAUAGCUCAUCUUUACCAUAUGUGGGCAUUACAAAUAGAAAUUUUUAAAAUUCCAUUUAUAAAAUGAAGUUUUGCCGUUUUUUUUUUUAAAUCAUUCCGUCUUUAGUUGUGGGACAGCAAACUUAGAAUCGAAACUCAUCACUACAACUUUUCUUUGAGUUAAACUCUUAUCUGUGUUUUCAUUGAAUUUAAUCUCCAUCUAUUCUAUCUCUUCUUAAAUCUUGGAAAUGUAAAAGGGAGUUAUAGUGUUUUACAAUUAAUACUCUUACUAUUACCUUAGAAGCCUUAAAAGUGCUUGCAGGCUUGUCUCAUAAUCUGUCAGUGAGCCUUAACAUUGUGAUUUGUAAGACUAAAAUUUUUUUUUCAAACAAAACAAAUCUGACAGCCUGGGCAACAUAGACCCCAUCUCUACAAAAAAAAAUUUUUUUUUAAUUAGCUGGGCAUGGUGGUGCACGUCUGUACCUGUAGUCCCAGCUAUUCAGAAGGAUUGCUUGAUCCCAGGAGAUCAAGGAUACAGUGAACUGUGUUCGCGCCACUGCACCCCCACGAUGGCAAUAGAGUGAGACCCUGUCUUAGAAAAAAAAGAUAAAUAAGUCUGUUCUAUUUGUUACAGUGCAUCAACACAUUUGAAUUUUCUUUUUUUUUCUUUUUCUUUUUUUUUUUUGAGACUGAGUUUCGCUCUUGUUGCCCAGGCUGGCGUACAGUGGUGCGAUCUUGGCUCACCCCAACCUCUGCCUCCCAGGUUCAAGCAAUUCUUCUGCCUCAGCCUCCUGAAUAGCUGGGAUUACAAGCAUGCACCACCACGCCUGGCUAAUUUUGUAUUUUUUGGUAGAGAUGAGGUUUCUCCAUGUUGGUUAGGCUGGUUUCGAACUCCCGACCCAGGUGAUCCGCCUGCGUCAGCCUCCCAAAGUGCUGGGAUUACAGGUGUGAGCCACCGCACCCAGCCUAAUCAAUACAUUUGAUAUUUCAAGAAUACAUGAGAGAAGAGAGGUAGAUUGAGAACAGAACUAAACUUUAUAUAUGUUUCCUUAACUAUUGGGAGGAAAAUGGAUGAGUCUGUGUUGGGAUACCUGUUGAAACAAGACUACUAAACAGAUUAAUCAACUAAUUCCAUAGGCUUGACAUUAGUUUAUCUUUGAAAAGUAAAAGUAAAGUGCUUAUUGCUAAAUAGGUCUGUAUUCUAAAUGCUGCCAUUUUUUAAAAAAAGUAUUCCAUGUUACACACAUUUUAAACUUGCUUCUUAAAACAUCCCUGUUGGUGGCCUGUAGGUUACUGACCUUAGGAAUUACAGGCUUUAUCCAAAAUUAGGCAUAUCUACCUGAUUUUUGUAUCUGAGAAUCAAUAAAUGCAUUCAGUAUUCUCUACCGUGUUUCAGGCGCUGUUUACAAUAUCGGAGGUACAGCAGGGAUUUUCUGCCCACGUGGGGAAAACACACAGCAAAUGAACAAAGCUCUAUUGGUAACAGUCUGUUAAACUUUCUAAGAGCUUUCCAACUUUCUAAGAGAAAAUUGUAAUGAUUUUAGAAAAGUGAGCUGUCAUUUUUCAUAUAUAUAAAUUUUUUUAUUCAUAGGUAAUCUAAUUUUUCUCAUUUCUCCAAAAGGGUACGAAGACAGUUUUUACUAUGUUGUUUUACUAUGAACCUAGUUUAACCUGACUUUCCUUACAGACCCACAUAAAUGAGACAAUCCAAAUUUAGUAUUUGGGUCAAAAUGCAGGGUUUUUUCCUGAAAACAAAACAGCACACACAUAUAUUACAGGAUUUUUAUGUAAUAAUAUAUUCACUUCAGUCAGGUUUCAGUUUUUAAAUAGGCAGAGAUCAAAAGCCUCUAAUGUUUUUGUCAUCCGCCAUUAUUACCCAUUCAAAUUUCUAUUUAUGUCUGGUAGUUAUGUCCCCUGUGAGCACUAAUUUCAGAACAGGAAAUUCUAUUAACUGUCAAACUCUUUAAUGUGCAGUGCAGUAGGUUUGGAGCAGAGGGGAGUAGGAAGGAGUAAAUGAUAUAAUCCAGUCUGGCCUGGCAUGGUGGCUCACACUUGUAAUCCCAAUGCUUUGGGAGGCCGAGAUGGGUGGAUCACUGGAAGCCAGGAGUUUGAGACAAGCCUGGCCAACAUGGUGAAACCCCGUCUCUACUAAAAAUAACAAAAAUUAGACGGGCACGGUGGUGUGUGCCUGUAAUCCCAGCUACUCAGGAGGCUGAGGCAGGAGAAUCACUUGAACCUGGGAGGCCGAGGUUGCAGUGAGCUGAGAUCACACCACUGCACUUCAGCAUGGGCAACAGAGUGAGACUGCAAAAAAAAGAAAAAGAAAAAAAAAUCCAGUCUCUGCUGGCAAGGUGUUUAACAAGUCAAUGAUGGGAAAGACCAGUCAAAUAAACUAUCAGAUCUAAUAACUUUUCUAACCAUAGGUGAUUCUUCUUCCAUUAUCCAUACUAAAGCAAGUGACUCAUAAUAAAAAUUGUUAUUUUGUAAAAUAUAUGGACUGUUUGCUUUAUAUUCCCAACUAUUACAUCUGGUUGACUAUUAACAGGUCAAUGUCAGAUUUCCUGAGCAAAUCAACCAAUAAUGAAAAACUAUGUGGCUGGCAGAAAAAAAUAAGUGCGUGUGGUGGUGCUUGCCUGUAAUCCCAGCUGCUUGGGAGGCUGAGGUAGGAGGAACUCUUGAGCUCCGGUGGUUUGAGGCCAGCAUGGAUAACAUAGGGAGACCCUGUCACUUGACAAAAGUAUCUUUCCCUACUGGAAAUGGAAUAGAAUCGGAUGGGUAUGGUACAGCAGGUAGUUAUGGGGAGACCUCUACUGUUCUAAAUGAGACUAAUAGUAAAUGUUACAUAACUAAAGCAACAGAUUUGCCAGCUGUGUGAAAGAUAACCCAGAGAGGGGUAAUGGUAGAGCCAGAAUUAACACAGCCAGCUUGUCAGCUACCUUUGAACAUGUAUUUUCUGUGCAGUCAGAUUUGAAGGGUUGGACCUUGGAGUUACUGACAUUGGAGGCAACUGAAACCAUGAGUGUGAAUGAAAUUAUUUUCGUAAGAAUUACUUGGGGUUAAAAAUAGUAAUAAAAAGGAAAGCCUGGCCUAAACAGUCUUGGGAUGGGGAGAAGGGUUGGAGUACAAAGGAUUGCUAUUACAAAGACAUGGGCAGAGAACAAGGCAAAUAGCUGAGCAGCAAUUGAGAAUACAGCAUCUUUUAUGGCAAAGAGCAAAAUACUAUUGUUCCUCUUCUAGUAUGCUAUAGACCAGCAGUAAUUUUGUGCUCUAAAAUGCUUAUUUUUAUCUCUCUGUAUAUACUUGGUGGUGAAUUUGCUACAAAUGUAAGGAGAUGAUGGGAUAGUUUUUGGAAAUACCAUCCUCUAAUUAGUACCAGGUCUAUGUAUAUCUGCAGCAACUAUAAAGUCUGUUUCAGAGUCAGUAUUGGCAAACUUAUAUUUAAAUUCAGCUGUAACAAGACAUCUUUUUUUUUUUUUUUGAGAGAGUCUGGCUCUGUCACCCAGGCUGGUGUGCAGUGGCGCGAUCUCGGCUCACUGCAACCUCCGCCUCCCAGGUUCAAGCAGUUCUCUGCCUCAGCCUCCCGAGCAGCUGGGAUUACAGGCAUCUGCCACCAAGCCCUGCUAAUUUUUCUAUUUUUAGUAGAGACGGGGUUUCGCCAUCUUGGCCAGGCUGGUCUUGAACUCCUGACCUCGUGAUCCAUCUGCUUCAGCCUCCCAAAGUGCUGGGAUUACUGGCAUGAGCCACUGCGCCCGGCAAGUUGUCUUUCAAAUAUAUGCCUUUGCAGUAUUUCUCUACUUCCCCAGUAAUGUAAACUUUAUUUUCUCUCAAUUUUCGUAAGUGGUAUUUUGGUGCUUUACCCAAAAUAUUAGGGAGAAAAUUCUUCUUUUUAAUUGGAUUCUCGUAUGUUGAUCUAUUUCUAUUGUUUUCUAAAAAAAAGUUAGUGUCCUAGUUUAAAAGUAUAUAUUAGUUUCCUAGGGCUGCUGUAACAAAUUAUCACAAAUUUGGUGGCUUAAAGCAACAGAAAUGUACUCUUUCACAGUUCUGAAGGUCGAAGUCCAAAAUCAAAGUGUUAGGAUGUACUCCUAGAGGCUCUCGGAGAGAACCUGUUCCCAUGGCAUUAUGCCACAUCACAUGUGCCUCUAUCUUUGUAUCUCCUCCUCUCUAUAAUCUUUCUUUUAAAAGGACAAUUGUUUUGACAUUUAGGGCUUACCCACAUACUUCAGGAUAAUCUCAUCUCAAAAUGCUUAAUCACAUCUGCAAAGACACUUUUUUCAAAUAAAGUUAACAGACAGAAGUUUGGGGGUUGGGAUGUGGACAUGCCUUUGGGAGCCAUUAACAACCUACCAAAACAUUUUAACAAUUUUUCAGUACCAAAGACUAGUAUGGGUCUGCUCCAAGAUAACUCAAAACAUUCUGAACUGAAUCAGCAGACCCUCAGGUCUCCCUAGAGAGAUCCUGAGCACCUAGGAAAGCCCCAGAAUUAAGCUACUCUACAAGGAUUCUGAGGGAAGUCUGGGAUUAGGUGAGACUUUAAUGAGUCCAUCAGAGGUUUAGUAUGGACUAGUUCUACAGUUCCAGAAGCAACAUACUGGGUAUGGAAUAUUGUUAACCAUUGUCAUCCCACAGAAUUACCUUCUACUUGUGUCAGUAUAUAUCCUGCCUACCCUACAUAUUUUAUAUUUAUCAAUGAUGACAGAAACUUCCCCCCUUUUACUUAGAUCUAAUAGUAAUAUAACAAACUUUUCUUUUUCAUUUUCAGACAUAUCCAGAGGGUUUUCUCUUCAUCUCACGCAUCCCACCUUUAAUCAGACAUAUGUGAUUCAUAUGAGAGAAAAUUAGUGUUUCUGAGACCAAAUGGUGGUGUUUAUAAGAUUUUGCUUCUGCACUGAAUUCAAUGUUUUAUUUACUGCUUGGUUAUUUUGUUUUUGUUUUUUAAGAAAUGGGAGGAGUGUAAUAUCUAGAGGUACAUGAAAAAAAGAAAUGGAAGGAAUGGACAGGCCCAGAAUUAAAUGAUAAAAACUCAUCUGGUUGGAAUGAAGUACACUGAACAUUUGAGGAAGUUAGAGAUUAAUUCAACCCAGUGGGUUUUGGGGUUUUUAUAUGUGUUAGUACAUUCAGCGUUAGGGUUGGGUUUCUUGUCUCUGUAAUCACUUCUCAAAAAUGAAUUUGGGCUUCUCCAGAUAGCCUUUUUAUCCAUUUAUUAUUUCAAGUAAUGGUAUAAGGAAAUUGUAACCAUUUGUGUGCUUUACAUGUUUAAGAUACAAACUUACAGUUCCCAGAAGUCAAUUCAGUCAUUCUCUAUAAGAGCUGUUGUGGAAAAAGUUCUCACUUCACUUACUCAUUCCUUUGCAUUUUCCAACUUUAGUAAAGCAUGACUUCAUGCCUUGGAUCAUACAGGAUUUCAACGGGAGAUUUAUAAGUCUAUUUUGUUAGAAUAAAAAGCAAUAAUACUUCCUGAAAUACAUCUUGGGCUCUUUGCAGAAGCUGAACUAUCUGGUAAUUACUAUUUAGCAAACAGCUAACAGCUAGCUCUUAAUUUUUCAGAAAUAAGAGGACAUCAUUGGCCACUAUCAUACCACUAAUUUUAUUCCACCAAUGCUUUCACAGAGGAUGUCACCAAAGAAAGAAGUGGCAUCCACUACCCCUCCCCCAUCCUUCCACUCUGAACCAGUACAGGAUAUUCUCAUGGUCAGGGCAUUCUCUCCUUGGCAGGAUGUAGUUAAUGACAUAUGCAGAAUUAAUGACUUGGUUGCCCUAGGCCCCCCGUCAAGGCUUUUGUUCAAGGGAGAGUAAAGAGGAUAGGUCUCAGUAUGUCAUCCAAACAGGAUGGAUACAGAAUGCCAACCAGGUUAGCCCUGGCAAGUUAAGACAUUUUACAGUGCCACUACCUACCUCCAUACUGUAUCAGAGGAGCCAGUUGCACAGUGUUGAUCUCCCUAAGACUAUUAUAAUAAGGAAGGGGUUUUUUUCUUAGCCCAGUUACUACUAAAACUCACUCAGAGGAGCAAGUGAAAUUUGUCACAAUUGGCUCGACUGCUUUAUCUCACUUUGAAAAAGAAAAGUUACAAAUUCUAGUAAGCAAAAGAUUUUUUGUGACCAGGUCUCCCUGACCUGCACAAAAUAAACUCUUCAUGAGUUAAACCAAAACAGAUUUAAUGUCUAAACUUAAAUCUAGUUUGACAUUAACUUCUUUUCCAAAGAGAAAUAACGUUAACAAUCUGAAAUCAUCCCUGCACAGACUUUCUUGGCUCUUCUUUUCUGCCGUCCUAUGAAUCACAAAUAGAAGUUUAAGAAAGCUGUCAGGUAGGCGCCUCAAAUUCAUUUAAAAUGAGGAAUGAUGAAAGAAUAAGAAAAACCAGCAAAUGAUAGCUUACUUAUUCAGUUAUUUGGCUUGAUACUGCUUGAAAGUGACAUUUCUAGAUUAAAGAUCUGAUAAGCUCUGAUAGUUGGGAAAUAAUACUAGUUAUUUCUUGGACACCCUAAGAUGUGCCACCAUUGCUCUAAGCACUUUACAUGUGUUGUUCAACCCUCAGCAAUGCUAUGAAAUAGGGGCUGAGUCUCCUAAUAGAGCUAAUGAAUGCAUUAUAUCAAAAGAAUGAAAUGUUAAAUAUAGACACUGGAAAAUAAAAUUACUUUUGCUUGUAUUAUAAGUGAAUACCUUGAAAGCUCAAAAAAAUCUAUUAGAAGUAUUCAGGAACUUGGCUGGAUAUAAGAUAAGCAUGCCAAAAAUCAAUAGCUUUUCUUUAUAUUUAUAAAAAAUACCUACAAGUUGAUAUAGUAAACACGACAGAUAAAAACUAAAUGCCUUAAGGUAUAAGGCUAAGAAAGAACUAUUAUAAACUCUUAUUGAAGGACAUAAAUCAAGAUCUGAACAAAUACACUGGGAAGAUAAUAUCAUAAAAAUAUCAAUUCCCCCAAAUUAGCAUGUUAAUGUAUAAUGAUUACAAUUUAAAUUUCAACUGGCUGAGGCUUUGUUUUUGUUUUUGAUUUUUUAAUAGACUGGAUGUUGGUCUUGAACUCCUGGGCUCAAGCAAGUGUCACACCUUGGCCUCCCAAAGUGGAUUAUAGGCAUGAGCCACCGUGCCAGACUUGGGUGAGGUUUUGAAAUUGAAAUUAAGCAAAAUGGGCCGGGCACGGUGGCUCACACCUGUAAUCCCAGCACUUUCGGAGGCCGAGGGGGGCGGAUCACGAGGUCAGGAGAUGGAGACCAUCCUGGCUAACAUGGUGAAACCCCGUCUCUACUAAAAAUACAAAAAUUAGCCAGGCAUGGUGGCAGGUGCCUGUAAUCCCAGCUACUCUGGAGGCUGAGGCAGGAGAAUCGCUUGAACCCAGGAGGCAGAGGGUGCAGUAGCUGAGAUUGUACCACUGCACUCCAGCCUGGGUGACAGAGCAAAUCUCUAUCUCAAGAAAAAGAAAAAAGAAAAGAAAUUAAGCAAAAUGAUCUUAAAGUUCAAGUGAAAGAGUAGAGUAGAACUGAGUCCAGAACUAGAUUCCAGUAUAUGACGUUUAUACGUGACAAAAAUAUAUUUCUUUUUCUUUCUUUUUUUUUUUUUUUUUUUUGAGACAGUUUCCCUCUUGUUGCCCAGACUGGAGUAUAAUGGCACGAUCUUGGUUCACCACAACCUCCGCCUCCCAGGUUCAAGUGAUUCUCCUGCCUCAGCCUCCCGAGUAGCUGGGAUUACAGGCAUGUGCCACCACGCCUGGGCUAAUUUUGUAUUUUAGUAGAGAUGGGGUUUCUCCAUGUUGGUCAGGCUAGUUGCGAACUCCCAACCUCAGGUCAUCUGCCCGCCUCAGCCUCCCAAAGUACUGGGAUUACAGGUGUGAGCCACUGUGCCCGGCCGACAAAAAUAUAUUUCAAUAGAAAAUAGUAUCAGUAAAAUGCUAGCACAACUAACUAUCUGUCUAAAGACAAUAAAAGUUCAACCCCUAUAUCAUGCAAAAAGCACUUUCCAGAUAUAUUAAAAUGUUUUCAAGCUAUAAAGUAAAACAGUAGAAGUCUUAGAAGAAAAUCUAAGAGACUAGAAAUCUAGAGAUAGGGUAGACCUUCUUAGCUAAUUUUUAAAAAUGAAGCUAUAUUUAAGAUAUAUAUUUCAAGUAAAUAAUAAGUGUGUGUGUGUGUACACACAGAUGCUUCUCAGCUUACAAUGGGGUUAUGUCCCAAUAAGCCCAUCAGAAGUCAAAAAUGUAAGUCGAAAAUGCAUUUAAUACCCUGAUAAAUCCAUCACAAAGCUGAAAAAUUAUAAGUAAAACUGUAAGUCACAGACUGUAUAUAUAAAUUUAAAAUUUGGCAAAAUAUAUUGCAAAGUCAAAUUUGGGAAAGUAUAGCACAGAUAAAAGAUUAAACUAUUCACGGCCAGGCACGGUGGAUCAUGCCUGUAAUCCCAACACUUUGGGAGGCCGAGGCGGGUGGAUCACCUGAGGUCAGGAGUUUGAGACUAGCCUGGCCAACGUGGAGAAACCCCAUCUCUACUAAAAAUACAAAAUUAGCUGGGUGUGGUGGUGCAUGCCUGUAAUCCUAGCUACUCAGGAGGCUGAGGCAGGAGAAUUGCUUGAACCUAGGAGGCGAAAGUUGCAGUGAGCCAAGAUGGUGCCAUUGCACUCCAGCCUGGGCAACAAGAGUGAUACUCCGUUUAAAAAAAAAAAAAAAAAAAAAGGUAAACUAUUCAAAAGAUAAAUGGUUGAAAGAUAUAUAACUAGGCAGUUUAGAUAAGAACAAAUCCAAAUGGCCCAUCAACAUAAAAAGAUGCUCUAACUGUAGCCAGAGAAAUACGAAUCAAAGUACCAACGAGCCCAACACAUGGACGAAAACUUCAGAGAACACUACAGUCCCAGAAGAGAGGUAAAGGGCAAGAAAUGAAUCAUUUAUUGCUGAUGGAAAUGUGCAUUGUAGAGCUGAUAUCUGUUCAAAUUAAAUAUGCAUAUUUGACCUCAAUUCUACUACUGAUAUCUACACCAAGGAAAUGAAAGGAAAUGCACAAGAUUAUUUAUUGCCACACUCUAGAAGGAAAAACAGAGUGCAUGCCCAUCAAUAGAAUAGUUGAAUAAAUUAUGAUUCAUGCAUAAUAUAGAACAUUAUGCAUUCAUUUAAAAAUGAGUUUGAUGUUUAAAGGUUGACUUAGAAGGAUUCCCGUGCAAAGUGAACAAAACAGAAUACCGAGAAGGAUGUAUGUGAGGGAUGCAUGUGGGCACCUGGGAAAGGAGAUGAAGAAAGCAACUGAAGGAUAUUUACCAAGUUGUUAAUAUGCAUUACCUGACAUGGUGAUAUAGGAGUAGGGGUGAGGAAGUGAAGGAUCUGAGUAGGUGGAAAAAGAAAAGCAAAAGUACAACAGCGGGAGAAAAAACAGGAUGACUCGUCUAGAAGAGACAUUGUCAGUAACAAGUAAAUAACAUUUUCUGGAAUAUAAAAAAAAAAGCUAUAUGAAUGUCAUCAUUAUAUGUAAAAUAUGAAUGUAAAAUACAUGGGAGGAUAAUAUGCAUUAAUAAAAAUUAUGGUGCUGGCAACAGUA
Homo sapiens (human) is the source of this 13387-nucleotide messenger RNA. It is a transcript of the gene RAP1B, whose product is annotated as RAP1B, member of RAS oncogene family. Gene Ontology annotation, biological process: modification of postsynaptic structure; signal transduction; Rap protein signal transduction. Lineage: Eukaryota; Metazoa; Chordata; Mammalia; Primates; Hominidae. Gene Ontology annotation, cellular component: anchoring junction; membrane; dense core granule. The record is from RefSeq and is marked reviewed. Gene Ontology annotation, molecular function: G protein activity; GTP binding; GTPase activity. The coding region runs from base 181 to 735 and encodes 184 amino acids. The transcript has 8 exons.